UUCAGAAGGGAGCAGCUGAGGGAUACUAGAUAAGGUACCCAGUAAUCAAAAGCUUUAAUUUUUUUUUUUAAUUUCUGGUUCAAGUUUUGUUCUUUUUUGGAUUCAGAUAUCUAGUUUUGAGGUUUGGAGCUAUUCAACUUUUCUAGGGUGUUGUUAGUUGCUAGUUACUAUUAUCCCAGAUUUUUAAUCACCCAAUGUAUGCUACUAGUUUGACAAAGGGUCAAGCAUUUCCAUUGGCUCUUAGGGUGUGCUCAAAACCCAGAAGCUUCAACACCUCAAAGGUUCAGUCUUUACAGAUUGGUGCUCACCCAAAACAAUCACUAAACCCUUUGGUUGAUUUUGAGGGAGGUUCUAGUUAUAGGGUUGUAGGAAAUGGAAGUGUUGCGAAACCCAGAGGUUGUAGUGGGUUCAGGGUUAGAAGUGGUGCACAGAAUAGUUGGGUGGUGGUGAGAGGUAGAGGCUUUUCGAGUUGGUCUAGUGAGAAGAGUAAUGGGGGGAGUAGUAGUGGAAGUAGACUGCCGUGGUUGGCAGCUAAGGAAGCCAAGAGGUUGGAGCAGCGAGCAUCGGCGACGAAAGUACCUCUUUCCUCUUGGGGGGAGUCUGCUAAGAGGUUGGAGAAGGAGAGAAAUGACGGUUCUUCUGGGGAAGAGGAGAUGAAUUUGGGUAGGAGUAGAGGUGGAGACCCCCGUGGCAAGUUGUCUUGGGACAAAUCAGUGAAAAGGGUAGAGGAAGAACGAAAGCCAAAGACCGAGCGUUCUUCUUGGGAGGUGUCAGCAGGAGCUUUUGUUGGGAAUGGUGGUCUGUCGGAAAAGAGGAGUGCAGAAAGAAGAAAUGGAAUGGUGAGGGAUAGGCGAGGUGGGUAUGGUGUGAGGGAUAGGCGAAGUGCGUACAGUGUGAGGGAUAGAAGACAGGAGGAGGUCAAUUCAGAAGGAGAUGAGUACAAUGUAAGGGAUAGGCAAGGUGGGUAUGGUGUGAGGGAUAGGCAAGGUGGGUAUGGUGUGAGGGAUAGGCAAAGUGAGUGUGUGAGGGAUAAAAGACAGGAGGAAGCCAAUUCAGAAGGAGGUGAGUACAGUGUGACGGAUAGGCGAGGUGGGUAUGGUGUGAGGGAUAGGCGAAGUGAAUACAGUGUGAGGGAUAGAAAACAGGAGGAAGCCAAUUCAGAAGGAAGUGGAGAGGAAGAAGAAAUGGAAGUUGGUGAUGAUCCAAGGUGGGAUCAGAUUAAGAACAGGUUUAGGAGAAUGGAAGACGAGAAAUCUGAGAAACCUGAGUAUCGGAGGUGGGAUAGGCAGGAAAAUUGGGGUAGAAAGACAUGGCAAGAGGCUAGUGAAUCGUCGGUGCCUAGAUUGGUUGGCCAAGGUGUUUAUGGUGUUGGUCCGGUUUUGGCUGCUUUGUCAGCUGGGAGAAGAGAAUUUUAUACGUUGUAUGUUCAAGAAGGGUUGGAUUUGAGCAAUAAUAAUAGGAAGAAGAAGGAUAAGAAGGGGUUUGAGAGAGUUUUGAGGAUGGCUGAAAAUUUUGGGGUGAACAUAAAGGAAUUGCGCAAGCAUGAUCUUAAUAUGGCUGCUGAUAAUCGCCCCCAUCAAGGUCUGCUUUUGGAUGCUUCUCCAUUGGAGAUGGUCAAAAUUAAGGAGUUGGACCCGGUUUCAGUCGAAGAAAAUAAAAGUUCUCUCUGGGUAGCUCUGGACGAGGUUACGGAUCCUCAAAAUUUGGGGGCCAUCAUCAGGUCCUCUUACUACUUUGGAGCUGCAGGGGUGGUGUUAUGUGCAAAGAAUUCUGCUCCACUGAGUGGUGUUGUGAGUAAAGCAAGUGCAGGGUCACUUGAGUUAAUGGAGUUGCGAUAUUGCAAGAACAUGAUGCAGUUUCUAACAUCCUCUGCUGAAAAUGGUUGGCGGGUUCUUGGUGGUUCUGUUUCUAGCAAAGCUGUUCCUUUGAACGAGAUAGUACCUAGUGAACCAACCGUUCUUGUUCUGGGUAGUGAGGGCACUGGCUUGAGGCCAUUGGUGGAAAGAUCUUGCACUCAGUUAAUUAGAAUCCCUGGGAAUAUUCCUGUGGAUAUAACUGUUGGUGGAGUUGACGAUAGCAAAUCCAUGGAAGUGGAUCAAGUGUUCUCUGCUGAAGAGUUCCGGUCGUUUUUGGCUGUGGAGAGCUUAAAUGUCAGUGUUGCAGCUGGCGUGCUUCUUCAUCACUUGGUGGGGAACAAUGAGAAGAGUGAAGUUCAUGUGGUUGCUGAGCAGAAUAACGGACUAGAUUGAGACUGUACACUCAUUUAUUGAUGUUGUUAACUAGAUUAAGCUAUUGUAUUUGCUAUUUGCAUCUUUUAGAGCUUUAUCUAGAAUUGGGAGUAGGUUUACAAUAUAAGUUUUGUUCUCAACUCUUGUUUGAAAACUUGUACCUGCAAUUUUGGGGUUAAGAAGAUUGUCAGAAAGACUGUAAACUUUGUACUGAUUUUUUUUUUGAAUGGUUGGUACCAUCAUCUCA
Messenger RNA from Argentina anserina (silverweed cinquefoil), 2475 nucleotides. RefSeq lists its product as uncharacterized. Gene Ontology annotation, biological process: rRNA methylation. Gene Ontology annotation, molecular function: rRNA (guanine) methyltransferase activity; RNA binding. Bases 195 to 2249 code for a protein of 684 amino acids. The record is from RefSeq and is a predicted model, not a curated record. NCBI's taxonomy places the organism in Eukaryota, Viridiplantae, Streptophyta, Magnoliopsida, Rosales, Rosaceae. The transcript has a single exon. Gene Ontology annotation, cellular component: chloroplast.